Messenger RNA from Talaromyces stipitatus ATCC 10500, 3586 nucleotides. RefSeq names its product protein required for cell viability, putative. Bases 1 to 3528 code for a protein of 1175 amino acids. Gene Ontology annotation, biological process: protein secretion. Lineage: Eukaryota; Fungi; Ascomycota; Eurotiomycetes; Eurotiales; Trichocomaceae. The record is from RefSeq and is a predicted model, not a curated record. The transcript is spliced from 3 exons.
AUGCGAAAAGUUCGAGAUGAUAAACAACCCGACUGUCAGGGCUGCAUUCGACGCGGCAGAUCAAUUUUUACGUCCCAUUUUAGACCGAGGCAGGCAAAUGAAUUUAUUCCUAGUAUAGGUGCUAAUGAAAUUCGAAAGAGAGCUGGGAGCUCCAUUAUCGAAAUUCUAAGUCGUGAUCUUUCACCCUCUACAGACGAUGAUGCUCAGAUUCGCUUUUCGGUAAUAGAAGAAGCGCUUCGCCAUCUUGAGAGCAUUAAUAGUGCUCUAGUGUCCGCAGUAAAUGUUGGCAAUGAGGCUCAGCAACAACCGGAAGAUGAUCGUGAAGAUGCCAAGGGACGUCGAGUCAUCUAUACGUUGCUAGAUUUGAUUUCGAUUGAGGGUGUAUACCCAUGCUUAUCUUCAGGCGUCGGGAUACCGUUGGAAAAGAGAGUAAUCUCCAAUCUGCCCACGGGUGUUGUUGCGAGACAAGCGCCGGAGAUGACUAGUAAUAAUCCACGGAACGGGGUGCUUCUCAGUCGUAUUCUACUAGCACUAACUAGUAUCUUGUUCCGUGAUGCCGAGGGAGGGAUUCAAGCUUUGCUUCGGGGUCGAGUUUUAAGCGAUGUCAUCAGCGCCGCUGCUGACCUUGCAUUCAACUCACGCCAAAUAUCGGAGGAUGAGAGAUUCAGCGCACGAAAGAUAUUUGACAGGAUCAUUACUGAGUCAUCCACCUCCCUGUUAUUACCAACCCUUUCUUCAUUUCUACAACCAGAUGCAGCACCAUGGUUCAAGGCCAUAAUCUCCAAUCGUGUGUCGAAAAUUGCAUUGCGAGAUGAUGGAGUCGUACACAUCAUAUGGUUCCUUGCAUCUCAGUUUGCACCUGCCCUUGGAGAAGGAGUCUCGGAGCCGUCGCCGAAUGGACCUCCUAUUACUGUCCAGGCUAUCAUGCAAAUCUCCAAGCUCUUAUCAUCUGUGCCGCAAGAUACCGAGCCAUCGUAUUAUUUUGAGACCAUUGGCUCACAGCUUCUGGCCUUGAUUGAUGGCGAAGAACCCGACCUUAAACGAACUGCAGCAUAUGUGGUUGGUAGUGGCAUCUUGGGGAAGAAGACAUAUGGUGCACCGGGCACUAUAGGCCAUUCUAUUUUCGUGGAGCCCUUAUUCAAGGCAAUGACCGCAUCAGUAGAUACAAAUUCUAGCAAGUGGCUUCACUUCUUCGGCCCACAAGGUCAGGAUACCGUGCAGUCGCACACGUCCUCGGCGGAUACCCUUGUCGGAGAGUCAACUCUAUUACUGGCACUGGAUAGAUUGAGUAUCAUGGCUCUGCAGCAUCCAAAUCCAGGGCUUGUCAAACGACUAGUCCAGCCGAUAUUACUUCCCUUGUGGGGACUGAUGUGCUUCACUGAGCCCAAAAAGAAUAAGAAAGUCAUAUACGACAAAUGCUGGGCGCUGCUGCAGACCUUUUUCACUCUAUCUCCGGGCUUUCCUUCCUACCAGAAGUUAACUGACAAUCUUCUCUGGGAUGGAGGCAUCAACUGGACAUAUAAGGAAGGUACUGGCGGCGGUGUUAUCCUGGUCAAACGUGCAGAAUCCGAAUUCGAUAUAAUCAGGCUGCUGGAUGAGCUUGAUCUACAUGCGGACAACUUCUCAAAGCUACUCGGCUGCGACCCACGAAGUGAAGAUCGCACAAGUGAUGUCUUCCUACACGUCAGCGAACGGUGGCUUGUCGACGCAUCAAAACAAGCAGUGGAUGCCCCGAAUCUCUUAGACAAUCUACAAUUAGAUCCUAGGACGGAAUCGAAUGCUAUUGUGGCGAAGUUGGUCAGUGCUAAGAUAGCAGAAAAGCUUCUUAGUGAUUUCAAGGAUACUUUGUCCAAACGGCCAUUGAAGAUUCUCGAGCUCGCGCAACAGAUCAUACAAAGCGAACUGAAAGCAAUGAAUGAAAGAGAUCGAAGGAGAAGAAUACGUGAAAGUGGAAAGGUUUCUCUUGAGUCUUUAGCCAACAUAGCGAGACCUGUUGAUGUGCAGGCGGCUUCAAAUGAAGACGACGAUCAGAAUACAUCAGAAACUCUAUCCGCUACUUUCAGUCUCCUAUCUAGCAUCUUGGCCUCCCCCGAAUUCUCCAUGUCGCGAUCAUUACUUCCCCUGCUGGAAGACAUAAAGACGCAAUUAGAUGAAUUGCGUCCGACCCUUACACCUGCUCUAUCUAAAUCAAGUUUUACAGCUUCUAUGUUACUGGAAAUCCAGAUACAGUCACCUGAUGGAACACAACAGACAAACGAGUCGGCUCCACAGCAAAAUACCGACCUUGACAUGCACCGUCAGGCAUUGAAAGAUAUUACAUCUCCUCUUCCACCAGUGCAGGCAGAGGGUCUUUCACUACUAUCAAAACUCAUCUCAAAGUCCUCACCAGUACUCGACAUACCUUCCACAAUGACCCUUCUACUAUCCAUCAUAACCGGUCAAACUUCUGAGACUGCCGCAAGCGAAGAAUUUAUUUAUUUGAACGCAAUCAAACUCAUUGGUCAGCUAGCAUCAAACCACCCACGCACAGUUGUCAAGACACUCGUAGACCAGUACGCGGAUAAAGGCGAGGAAAGAACACUAGACCAACGACUAAAAAUUGGAGAGUCAUUACUCCGCACAGUUGAGGACCUAGGGAAAGCUCUGACCGGCGAGGCCGCACGCACAAUUGGCGAAGGCACGAUAUCCGUCGCUAGCCGACGCGGAUCCAAACCUCAAACCCAGAAGGCUCGAAGGGAGCAGGUCGCGAAAGAAGCACGAGAAAAGGAGCGCAAGAAGAGAGAAAAUAGCAUCAAUCUACCAGAUGGUUGGAAAGUGUCGUCACCUGCGUUACAUGUUACCCCGGAUAUCGAGACACUAGUUCCAGACAAUGGAGACUCUGACAACGAGACCCCUGAGCAAGCAGCUCAUACAGCAAACAUCAUAUCAGCCUGGGCUGCCGGCGCAGCCACAGACAUCGAACCAGACGAUAUCCGCGUCAGAGCUUCAGCUAUCUCCAUCCUCGCAAGCGCAAUUCAAACAAACCUAGCCGGCCUGGGGCCAUCUCUCGCAUCUUCAGCCGUCGACCUUGCCCUCUCAACCAUGAGACUCGAAACCGGUCCCGAGAGCGCCAUCUUACGACGCGCCAGCGCCGUUCUACUACUCGAUUUGAUCAAAGCUAUGGAUGCGGAUAUGCAGAAUGGGUCCAAGAAACUCGGUUUCGGCUUCUCUGUUGACUCUUCUUCAUCCACUGAUGGACUAGCUCCGUCACUGGGUCCAGCUACAAUCGGCAAUAUACCGUCUAUUUUGAAUACGUUGACAUAUGUGGAAAGUCGGGAGACUGAUUUCGUAGUUAGGAGUCAUAUACGUGCGUUAGUGGAAGAUUUGGAGACAUGGAUGGAAAAGAGUUUGUUAUGGGGGAUCAAUGCGCAGUCAUCUAUGAGCCAGGACGGUGAUUUACGAUUGGGAGAUAGGAUUGCUGGGUUGAAUAUCAACCCGCUUGCUGCGAGCAGCUCUACACAAAAGCCUAGAAUUGAAGAAAUUGAGUAGGAAGGUAAUGAUCAAAAGAUGGGUAUUUUCUUAAUUUGUAUGUCAAACACGGCCCAUU